UGUGUUAUUUAAAACCAGAUAUUCCCCCGCUCUUCGUACCACUGUGUUGCAUCUGUCUGCCUCUCCGCAUGCGUGUAAGUGUGCGUGCGUGCGUGCGUGUGUGAGUGAGGGUGCACUAAAAUUCCAGGCAGCCAGUGGGAAGCGAGUAAGAGAGUGAGGAGAGAGGCGCAGGGGAAAGGCUAAAAGCAUCUGAGACGGACAAGGAACGGGAGUGUGAUUCAGCUAUGAAAUCCAUCCAGGCUUUUUGCAUGCUGCUUAUCUGCCCAGCUUUGAGUCUCAACACCAGACAAGGCUAUGAUGGGCUGGAAAAGAAGCUAAAGGAAGUCUUCACCGAAAGAAGCAGCAUCUUGCACCAACUCUCCAAGACAUCCAAGGAGCUGGACAGCAUAAAAGGCAACAUUCAGUCAUUGAAAAACGAUGACUCAGUCGCCAAGAAGGACGUGCAAAGGAUUUUGGAGCUCAGCCACAAACAGAGAGACGAGAUGAAGUCCCUCCAGGCUGCCUUGCAGAAGCAGCUGGAUGAGGCAAACGACAGAGCCGAGAAGCAGCAAGCCACAGUUAAACUGAUCAAAGCGGAGAUGGAAAAGAAAACCAAAAUCAUUAAGGAUUUACAACAAGAGAACAAGAGCUUGAAGAAUAAACUCUUGUCAGGGAACAAGCUUUGUGAUGCUCAUGCUGAAGAGUCCAAAAAAAUCCAGGCUCAACUGAAAGAACUACGGUAUGGAAAAAAGGAUUUAAUUUUUAAGGGGCAGCAGCUAAUGGACUUGGAACACAAGUUAACCAUCGCUAAGGAAGAAUUGGAGAAGACUGCACUUGACAAGGAGUCUCAGCUGAAGGCACUAAAGGACACCGUUCACAUCUGCUUCUCAGCUGUCCUGCACAACCAGCCCAGCGGCAACCACAGAUUUGCCACCACUCCUUCCCAUAUGUACAGAUACUCAUCACUCAUCAACAGCUCCAGAGUCACCUUUCAACAGCCUCAUGCCAAGGAUAUCUCUAAAGUUCAGAGAGUUGUCACAACCGGCAAAACCUCUAUGAACACUGGCGAAAUGAGGAGAGAAGGUGGUGGCGUGAAAAAGUGCCAGAUGGAGGAGACUGGAAGUGACUGCUUUCAGCAUCAAACAAAGGAAUUAGCUGCAGAAGCAAAAACGCAACCAGAACCAAAUCAGCAAAGAAGCCAAGGGCAGCCCGGGAGCUCGGAAAGCACUGGAAAGCACCCAGACGACAGCGAGAACGAAGGGCAAAGCAGCAGCAGAAAGAUAAAGCCCCAAAACUACGACUGAAUGGACAGCGUAUCAUGAAACAUACAAAUCUCUGCAUUCCUGCGACAAUAUUUCAAUGAGCACACACAUCUGACGCACAUCCACAAAAACGUGCGUCCACACGCCCACACACAGACUGACAUGCAUACACACGCACAAACACAUUCUGUAUCAGCAUUGCUUGCAAAAGCUAAGACACUGGAAAUGUCAACACAAAAUCAUGGCAUGCAUUAUACAGUUUUAUUUUGAGGGUAGCAAUGGCACUGAUAACUUGUUUCAUGAUAGUUCAUUUAAUCUUUACUUAUCUGAGUUUUAUUCUUUGUGAGGAUACAGCUUACUAAUGUGUGAUCUUUCUAGAAAAAUCCCUUUGCACUUGUUAGGUCUGGACACAGUAUAGUGUGGUAAGUAAAUGAAUUUACAGGUGCCUGUUCCACACGGUAUGAUUUUUGCAGUCUUUAUGUCUUUUUUGUUUUUUUUGUUUUCCCUCGAAUGUUCUCAAUGGGGAUGAAGCGAAGUUGAAUCUUCAAUGAUUUGAACGCAGUGUCAUUGCAUCAUUAGUAAGGCUCCACCACAGGUAGUUGUUGUGACAUUGAGCCAAAAUAUUUAAGUCACAUAGUGCUGUUUAUGUUGGAAAAAAUAAAUAAAUAAACAAAAAAAAUGAAAGUAUGACCAAAUGGAGCUCAAUGUGAGUCGCAUCAUUAAAAAUGCAAGUUUACAUACGCAGUUUGCUAAUGAUAGUGGCUGUGACAAUGGUAUUCAUGUCAUUUUAUGUGUGUUUCUGUUAUUUGUUUUUCUGUCAGCGAUCGUUGAGUCAAACCUGUGAAAUGACUUUCUCUAAAUUUGGGACACUGCUUGAUAUUUUUCGCAGCCCUUAUUUUGUUACAAGACUGCAUCUUUCAUCAGAAAAGGUCAAAAUUGUACAGUGCCUACCAGGCUUCAAUACAAAAAAGGGAAAAAAAUUCUAGUUCUAAAACUACUACCAAAUUUAGACUAUUGUUUGUCACUCAUAAGUAGCAGGUUAAUUUACUUCUCCGCAUUUUGGAAUAUUAAGGCUCAGUUGGCUGGCCAACUGUUUAACAUUUAAUCUUUCUGCACUCUUUCUGCCUUUACCACUCCUGAGGCAACGAGCCAAAGACUCACAAUGGGUCGUCUCCCUGAGAAUGUGCCAUGCACUGAGUAGUAACUCCUAGCUACAUGUAUCUGUGUUCUCUGACCUUUAUGUGUACUUUCAAUGAAGUGUAAUUUUCAGUACAUUUGUGAAGAAUAAAUGGUUAUUUGUGGGGAAAAAUAACUUGUCAGUAUGUUUAUGAUCAACUGAGCAAAAGGUUGCCAAAUGUGCAAACGUGCCCUCUGAGGUUUUAAUUAAUCUUGCACAUUAUAACAGAGGUUCACAUUAAAGCUGAUGUUUACGAUUUUCUGAAGACAUAAAUAUUCCCCUCACAGGUUCACUGUAGUUGUCAAGGGUUUUUCGAAUAUUAAAUAAACGAAAGGAGUCAUCAAGAAUGUUUCUGCUUAUUUAGAUGCAGGUGUUAGAACUGCGGUGGUCAUGACAAAAGUCUGUUUUAUAUGCAACCCCUGAAAGCCAGUGGAGUUUGGGCUUUGUAUAAAAAGUAAAUGAAGCUGAAUAUAAUUAUUUGCAAAUCUUUAUCAACCUUGAAGUCAAUCAAACACAAGAUCCUUAAUGUUCAAACAAAAAAUGUCAUCCACAAUCCAAGUUAAAACUCAUAGCAUAAAAGCAAAGACCUAUCAAAUUACACCCAGUAACGCCACCGGCUUCCCUGAGCUCAAGCUCAUCUGAGAUGGAUUGUCCCAAUUCAGAAACAUUGGCUGUGGUAAAACGAAUCCAUAUUUCAACAGUGUUGGUAAUCUUACUUUAAAAAAUAAAUAAUAGUUACAAAUUAACUUCUCUCAAAAAGUAAUUAAAUUAGUAACUCAUUCCCUCAUUGUAACGCUGUGUACAUGCAUCUCCUGAUCAAUAUCAUACGCCCUCCUCAGGUGAUCCAACCGGGGUUGAUCAGACCCCAGCUUGUGUCCAGAUGGCUAGGAACCAUGACACCAUGACUCCUCUCUUGAGCCACAUCCAUCUUGAGGCUCUCUCUGCCACAUCGGUUAUACUGUGAAUGGUUCUCCUCUUUUUCUCUCCCUCGAUGCUUAAAAUAUUGAAGGCCUUGGCUAGAGAACGGGCUGCGAAACCUCUACAUCCGACUUCAACUGGGAGACAUUUUGCUCUUCAGCUUUCUGGCAGUCACGAACUAAACCCACGUACUUGGAGAGUUUCCUCUCAGAGGCUUCAUACAAUCGAUCUUACCUUGGGGCCGUUAACUACAGCAAAACCACUUGAUUGGUGGACUCAGACAUGAGGACAAUGUCUGGCCGCAGUAUGGUGACAGCGAUGUGACUGGGGAACUUCAGUUGUCGACCGAGGUCAACCAGUAAAUGCCAGUCUCUUGCCGAAGCCAGAUUGCCAGCAGAUGUUCUUCAAGCAGGGGCUGCCUUCUCCCCAGCUUUGACAAAGAUGAUGUUUUUCCUUGAGGGUCGAGCCUGCUUUUCCCACUCAAAUCCAGUGCUGAUAAUUUUAGCAAUGGUUUUAAGGACUUGGUCGUGCGUCAAACGGUACCUUCCAUCACCAAGUGCCUUGGUGCAGGCGUAUGGGGAUAUGCUCCAGACUUCCUUGCUUAGAACACAAGGUGCAAGCUGCAAAAGUAAUUACCAUAAUUUCCCGAAUUUAAGGCGCACCCGUGUAUAACGCGCAACCCAAAUUUACUUGUAAAAUGUAGGGGAAAUUAUUGUACUGUGUAUAAUGCGCACCCUAAUUUUAGCACCAAUACAUAGAAUACAAGAAAACAGAGCUCGUCUACAGAUAAAGAAAUGUCAUUUUACUGACUGGUGAAGCACAGCACCAGCAUAGCACAUUGGUAGUUCAAAACAUUACUGUAAACUGACAAUAUGUACGGUAAUAAUAUGAUCUGACUUCUUCAAUUUACCAGAAUCCAGGAGAAAACAAAACAGAUGUGACUUUUCUUUUAAAGGCUGCUGUAUAACGUGCUCGUUUCAUCAUUAUGAAUAAAUGUUUCUUCCAUGGAUUGAUACGGUAAAAUGAAAGUGAGAACGUAAGUCGGAAAUCGGAAAGAGCGCAUCGAGGUACACCAGACUGCAACAAUAGGAACUAUUGUUAUUUGGGUUUGAGUUUCCUGAGGGACAGAUAUAGUUGACGGACACAGGAAGUCUGUGUUGUGUCACGUUUGUUAUGGUCCGAGUUGCGGAGCUGCAAUAAACGUUGACUUAAAUGAGUUCAAGAAACUAAAUUCUGUGCUUUUUGAAGAGUGAAGAAAGCAGAAUUUAACACAGACGAAAUCAUUCGACCAAUCAGAGUGAAGUAUUACCGAAACAAAAUGGUGAUGUCACGUACCGUAAUGGUCGGCAACGGAUCGCCGCAUACGUUUCUUCAACACAACAUGGCCGUGUCAAUAAAAAAAAAAAAAAACGGUCUUUUUAUAUAUAUUUAUAUUAUGCCUGUCAACAAUAACGCGUUAACGACCAUGAUUAAUCUGGAAAUAUUAACGCAUAAAAAAAAAAAAAAAACGCAAUUUACCGCUCAGACUAAGUUUGGCCACAACUGCCUCCCGUAGUCCCACACGGUGAUGUUUACAUUCUCCGCGCGGCAAUGCCGUUGUAGGUUCACUAUCUUCUUCCCCUCACUAUCCACUCGCUCUCGCUAUAUGAUUGGCCGAAGAGUCGAAAUGCUCUCCCGUGAUUGGCUGAAGAGUCGAAAUGCUCUCCCGUGAAAUGCCUGUUUAAAAAUGUUCCCGUUGUUACUUCUUGCGUUCGCUUAAAAGUGCUCAUUUAAAAAGGAAAAUCGAUGGAUGAUACUACACACAGAGCGUAUUAUUAACAAAUGCUAAAGUUGUAUAUUCAUAUAGCGAGAAUAAGGAACGUCACUGACAAGCGCAGGCCCCCGCGAGUGGAUAGUGAAGGGAAUAGGAUAGUGCGCCUACACCGGACAAAAUGCAGCCAGCCACGAUUAGUGAGGAUGAUGACCCAGGACUGCUCCAUGGCAAAUUCCGUUUUAAAAAGCUGCCUAAUGGAAAUCUGGAUUAAACAAAAGUUGUGUGCACAUACUGCUGUGAUGAACUGUCCUUCCAUCGAAGCACAACUAGCCUAAAGUACCGCCUUCGGGCAAAGCAUAUCUUCGCUAGUGUUAGCAAUGACGCUAACACCGCAAACACAAGCCGCAGUCAUCUAGCUACACUGGCAGAGUGCGGACUCGGACCUGUCAACAAAAGGACAACAAGCAGGUUGACUACUGCUAUCGCUAGAUGGGUAGCCAGAGACUGUAGACCCAUUAACUUAGUCGAAGACAAGGGCCUUAAAAAUCUCAUCCAGAUAGCAUCGGGCGACCCAACAUACAGAACACCUUCACGGGCAACUGUUGCCACAAAAAUUCAUGAACUUUUUGAAAAUGAAAAGGCAACGAAGGUGGAGCAACUAGCCAGAGUUACGUUUGUUGCACUGACAGGAGACCACUGGACAAAAAAAAAGGGUAUGACUGGCUAACUUAAGCAAUGUUUCUAAACACCUUUACACACAUUUUAGUGGAAUGUUUUUCAGUUAAGUGUGAAAAUUGACAAAUCAUAAUUUUUUUUAAAAAUCUCACACAGCUUUCAGGCCAUUUAGUGUAAAACUGCAAAUGCUGCAUUUAUUUGUGUGAAAUGUUUAAUUUAACAGACAAGUUGUUUACACAUUUUUUGAAACACUAGCUACUGUUACUGUAUUGUGCUUGUCUGCUCUUUAAGUUGGCUGUUAAUUUUGGGCAAUAUGCCAAACGGUACUUGAGCCACAUUGUUAGUCUGAAGCACUUUAAUCUGUUAAGUUUUCUGUAUAAUACUGACAAUUUAUUUUAUUUUAUACGAGCUGAGUUGUUAAAUAAAAUUUUAAAACUCUAUUUGGUUAAGUAUUAAUUCAUUCAUACGUCACACAUUUCAUCUGAAAACAAAUUUUAAGUCAGUUAUAGUAUUUUCCUAGAUUUUUUUUUUCCUGAAGAGCAACUUUAUUC
Corythoichthys intestinalis (scribbled pipefish) is the source of this 6315-nucleotide messenger RNA. It is a transcript of the gene luzp2, whose product is annotated as leucine zipper protein 2. Lineage: Eukaryota; Metazoa; Chordata; Actinopteri; Syngnathiformes; Syngnathidae. The transcript has 12 exons. The coding region runs from base 225 to 1283 and encodes 352 amino acids. The record is from RefSeq and is a predicted model, not a curated record.